GAAGCCACUGGCAAAAUAAAGUCAAUCGACAGCUGAACUGCGUUGUUCAAUUUUUUCCAAAAAUUGUGGACUUCUAAAAGUCUUUUACCAAGCUUAAAAUUUAUUGUGAAGAUCCAGUAAUAAAAAACUACCAGGAACAUCGAGAGGAAACGUGCUGAGUGCGGCGAAGCCAAAUCCAUUAAAAAUGGCUGAAGAGUAUAUACCAGAUGUCAGCGUCAUGGACACAAUUGUGCCCGCCAUCCUGGGUCUGACCGCGGCUGCUGUCCUCUCGUCGGUGGCCUGCAUCUGCGCGCGCCAGAUGCGCCUCCGGAACAAGAAGCAGAGCCAGCACGACGCCUCGUUCCCCUUCCAGCCGACCCGGCGACCGACCGCCGUUCGAUCGCCCAGCGGCCAGCCGCCGCACUACCUGAAGAAGUCGCCCUCGCCGACGGGCGGCAAGCAGAUGGGCCUCCUCUCGCCGAUGCAGGACCAGUCCACCUCCCCGAUCGCCCAGCAGAACGUGAAGUACGGCGAGGAGGAUGAGGGACCCCACCAGCACUCGGAGCAGCAGAAUGGCAACGGAAACGGACACGGAAACAUCCAUGGAAACCAACUAACAGUGGUGGAUGGAAACGGAAUGAAGCACUCGCUGCACAACAGCCUGCACCACUCGCCAGUGGAGACGAUCGCCAACGGGAGUGUGACCAUCACCCUGGACGACCAGGCACUGACCAACGGCAAGGAGCUAACUGUGGCUGACCAAUACGGAAAACUGGGCACCAUCUACUUCAAGCUGCGCUACUUGGCCGAGAGGAAUGCUCUGAUGGUAUCGAUCAUCCGCUGCCGCGGACUUCCCUGCAAAGGAGGCUCUGGCGGAACAGGGGACAUCCCCACCGGAAUGAACGGACGCACCCAGGCUGCCACCGAUCCCUAUGUGAAGCUGCAACUGCUGCCGGACAAGCAGCACAAGGUGAAGACCCGCGUGGUGCGGAACACCAGGAACCCGGUUUACGACGAGGACUUCACCUUCUACGGAUUGAACAUGAACGACCUGCAGAACAUGUCGCUGCACUUUGUCAUCCUCAGCUUCGAUCGUUACUCCCGUGAUGACGUCAUCGGCGAGGUGGUCUGCCCUCUAACCUCCAUCGAGAUCGGGGACAUCUCCAAGGAGGCGCUGUCCAUCAGCAAGGAGAUCCAGCCGCGCAGCCUCAAGAUUCGCGCCCAGGGACGCGGCGAGCUGCUCAUCUCGCUCUGCUGGCAACCGGCUGCCGGUCGCCUCACCGUUGUCCUGCUGAAGGCCCGCAACUUGCCCCGCAUGGACGUCACCGGUCUGGCCGAUCCCUACGUCAAGAUCUAUCUCCUCUACAACGGCCAACGCAUCGCCAAGAAGAAGACGCACGUGAAGAAGCGCACUCUGAGCCCCGUUUUCAACGAGAGCUUCGCCUUCGACAUUCCCGCAGCCGAGGGCACUGGCGCCAGCUUGGAGGGCGUGUCUUUGGAGCUGAUGCUGCUCGACUGGGAUCGCGUGACCAAGAAUGAGGUCAUCGGUCGCCUGGAGCUGGGUGGCCCGAACUCGAGCAGCACCGCCCUGAACCACUGGAACGAGGUGUGCAACUCGCCCCGCCGCCAGAUCGCCGAGUGGCACAAGCUGAACGAGUAGAAGAGGGCAGGCAACCACCUGGGCGCUGGCGCCCCUUUAUAAGAAGGAAGAAGCAGGAACCACUUUCAAACUCUUUCUUAUUAGCAUAUAAUUUUAUACUUUCCAACGAGUUUUCCACCUUUUUUCGUACCGAAUCUGAUUUCUGGGAGAUCUAUUAAGUUUAGUUGAUUUCGAAUUUAGAGAAACAUUUAUGCAAGAAAACAUAUAUUUACCAAGCAACCGCUAACUAAAUUAAAUGUAUUAGAAAAUGUUUAGGACCGAAAAAUAUAUAUAAGUGUAAGAUAUCCCACACACAUCUUAUUGUGAACACGAUUCAAAAAGUGUAAAGGAGAUAGAGUCAAUCUGUUUUAAGUGGACACCUAUUUUGUUGCUGUAUAAAACAUUACUUCUGCGCUUUUUGUGAAUUAUGUCUUUGUAUGAUUUUCAUAUCAAACAACCAAAGUCCCAUUUUACGUGCCCACCAUGAUAAACAUUGUAGUGGGUUUCCAAAAAAUAAGAGAAAUUAUUAACCAUGCAUAUGUAUAAAUAUAUUUAUUAUGGUACCUAACUAUUAAGCAUAAUGUCCGUGUACAAUUUGAUUUUGAUUGUUUAGAAAUUUCCGUUUAAUCGUAAGGUAUUUAAAUACACCAUGGAUAUAAUGGAUACCAAACACCAAAGCCGCACACCCCGAAAGCUCUUGAAGUGUGUCCAGAUGGAAGCUGAUAAAUGCUUACUGCUUAACACUUUAUACGUACUCUUAAAAAUAAAAAGUAGCUAAAACUACGAGUAAAACUAAACCAAAUUGAAUCUAGAGAGAACACGCAGCAGAAUGCUUAGCACCAAGAAGCUACAAAACCACACAAAAAUUGAUCGAAAAAGUCCGAGAAACAUUGAUUCGGGAGGAAACCAAACAAACAAACAAAACACAAUACAAUAAUGUAAGCAGCAUAGUUCACGUAGGAAUCAAUUACCAAUACCAUACUCUAGAGUAUAGCCACCCACGAAUAGCUCAAACCGAACGCAAUAAGCACUCCAAGGUGUAUCUAGCGGCACUACUUAUAAAUCGAAUGGAUAACGGAUAAUGGAUAAUGGAACCCGAAAAAGCUUAGCUUAGAGAAGACACCGAGUCAUUAUCCACUUACUGAUCUGAUUGUACUGAAUACAAUUACGAACUACUAGACAUCAGCCCGCUUCUAUAUUUUGUAAACUGAAUGUUAGAGCAUUGAAUUUCAUUGAAUAAAACUACCAACAUACAACCAUAAGGAUAUAUACAUACAUAAAUAGCUGUUCGCAAGAAGGGCAAAUACAACUUCAAUUCGUGUCCAAUCAAAACUUCAAUUCGUCUAAUGGAAAAACAAUAAUUAACAAACAUAUGCGAUGAGUUUUUGCAAAGGAACCCAAAUUAUAUGAGAUGUGUAUAAUUCUACAUUAUAUGUAAUAGUAAUUGUAAGCUACAUCAAAUGGUUAAUUUCAGUAAUAAAACGUAUUAUAUAAAAUAA
Drosophila ficusphila is the source of this 3117-nucleotide messenger RNA. RefSeq names its product synaptotagmin-4 (gene Syt4). Gene Ontology annotation, molecular function: calcium-dependent phospholipid binding; SNARE binding; phosphatidylserine binding. The record is from RefSeq and is a predicted model, not a curated record. The transcript is spliced from 5 exons. Gene Ontology annotation, biological process: regulation of dopamine secretion; cellular response to calcium ion; vesicle fusion. Gene Ontology annotation, cellular component: synapse; membrane; axon. Lineage: Eukaryota; Metazoa; Arthropoda; Insecta; Diptera; Drosophilidae. Bases 185 to 1639 code for a protein of 484 amino acids.